Colias croceus (clouded yellow) is the source of this 1927-nucleotide messenger RNA. RefSeq lists its product as uncharacterized. The record is from RefSeq and is a predicted model, not a curated record. Gene Ontology annotation, biological process: mitochondrion organization. The transcript has 10 exons. The coding region runs from base 38 to 1849 and encodes 603 amino acids. Gene Ontology annotation, cellular component: SAM complex. NCBI's taxonomy places the organism in Eukaryota, Metazoa, Arthropoda, Insecta, Lepidoptera, Pieridae.
AGAAAAAUAAUUUCGGAUUUUCGUAAUAAAAUUAAUAAUGAGCGUUUACAACAUGUGGGAUAAAGAUAUUAAAGAACCUAGAUUAAAAUCUACAUUAUCACCUGAAUGGAUAUUUCAAUCACCAAUUGCAACACCCCGUUCUUCUUCACCUGCAAGUAGAGUGGGAGAAGCAAUAUUUAAUAAAUACAAUGAAUUAAUACAUUCUAAAUCAAAUAUCACAAAUGACGCUAAACAGGCGGAACCCAUAGAAAGGCCAUUUGAUUUUGACGACGAAGAAUUUGCUUUUGGUAUAAAUCUUCUGAACAAGAAUGUAGCAUGUGUUGGAGAUAAUAUUACAAAGUUAAUACAAAUGGCACAAGAGCCAUGGCCGGACAAUGUCAAGCUAUUCCAGCCAUAUGAAGUGGAACAAAUACUUCUACCGGACAAUGCUAGCUGUUUAGCCGUACAAGCUUUUUUAAAGAUGUGCAACCUACCAUUCGAAGUAGAAAUGCGUUGGAAUGCUGAAUUCAUGUCGCCCUCUGGCCGAGUGCCGUUUAUCAAGUGCGGUGCGUUUGUGGUCUCCGAGUUGGAACCGAUUGUACAGUUUGCUGCGAACAAAGGGGUCUCGUUGUGCAGUAAACUGAGUACGGAGGAGCGGGCCGAGAUGAGGGCGUAUAUGAGCUUGAUCACUAAUGUGCUGGUUAAUGCUGAGCUCUAUAUAUCGUGGAUAGACCAAGACACAUACAACACGGUGACACGUAUACGCAACUCGUCCGUGUACCCGUGGCCGCUCGGUUGGAUACAAACGAGGUCCAAACGAAACAGUGUAGUGAAGAGAUUGAGAGCGUUGCAUUGGUAUGAUAAGACGUUGGAGCAGGUUUUGGCUGAUGUGGAACAAUGCUGCAAUUCGCUUAGUCAAAGGUUGGGUGACAAGGAUUACUUCUUUGGAACACCGACUCCAUUAGAUGCUCUAGUAUAUGGACAUAUACGAGCCUUACUAUCAGCUAACGGUCCAAAAGCUACACUUAUGAUAAAAUCCAUCACAAGUUGUCUAUUGCGUCACGUCAGACGGAUGACCAAUUUGACUAUGAUGAAAUUGACGCCGCAAGAAGAAUAUCUAGUCACACAGGGUUGCCAGCUAUCCUCAAGAAGGGUUUCCCCCGAACGAGCCGUAUCUCGUACUAAACGGUCAAAAAUGUGCAUACGCAGUAUAAGCAAGGAUAGCGUUGUGUACAAUAAGGACGUUUUUGGUUUUAAACCGUUCGCCUCUAAACAAGUGAUCAUAAUGACGUCUAAAGAAGGGAACAUUAUAUGCGAAUAUGACGGUCAAAAUAAUUAUAACGAGCUAAAAGACUCGCACAGUUUCAUAACGGAUAUUCUAUACGAAGUCAUAGAUAAUGUAGACGAGAUUGUCUAUGAGAAGGACAUAAGCAACUUCGAGUUCAUUCCUUGUCCGACCAUAGAUAAGAGUUACAUACGUGUCAACGAGUUUCUAGAUACCAUAGAUGAGAAUAGUGUGUCUGUGGCCACUACUGAAGAUGUGAUACAGAUUAUAGAAGAUGAUAGCAAUGGUUUGGUCACAGAUAAACAUUUGGCGUCGGAAGUAAUGAAUGUUGGUGAUAAUAAUGUAUCUAGUUGGCCAACGGUUACAAUAGAUAAUGAAAGCGGAAGUAAAACUAAGAGCAAUUCAAGUAUUGAAAAUAAAACGUCUGUGAAGUCAAGUGUGUCUCGAUUGGAAUUUUCUAGAGGGUCUGAUUCUACAUUAAAAAUGGACGCUAACGAUGAAAUGAGUGUUGCCAGCUUCUUGAAGUCGCUAAAACAAGACAAUGCUGGUUUCUUUAGUCCACUCCUUGUUGCUGAUAUUGAUUAGUUUAUUUUUAUUUGUGCCUGUUAUUUAUAGCUAGCGCGCAAGAGCAACUUUUGUCUCGGCAACUAUUUUGUGUCUCCC